Molecule: messenger RNA, 1158 nt
Organism: Drosophila nasuta
Lineage: Eukaryota; Metazoa; Arthropoda; Insecta; Diptera; Drosophilidae
Gene: Gr59e
Product: Gustatory receptor 59e
Exons: 3
Coding region: 1-1158 (385 amino acids)
Biological process (GO): sensory perception of taste; male courtship behavior; chemosensory behavior
Cellular component (GO): dendrite; membrane; neuronal cell body
Source: RefSeq, a predicted model, not a curated record
AUGGGCAGUUGGAGCAAGAAACCACUCGGCAAUCGUUGGUUGCGUCUCCUUUCCAUCGUGAGUCGCCUUCUGGGCGUAUCUCCAGCGAGUAGCAAGUAUCGCCAUGUGCACUUGGUGUGGUCUCUCAUGCUGCUCAGCUGGCUCUGGUUUGUGUGCACAACUCUUCUGAUAUCCAAGUCACAGAUGCAAGUGUUGGCCAUCGAGAAGUUGAUGUACCUCAUCGAAUAUCCCUCGAAUAUGAUCAUCACAGCCAUAUUUUCACUCUACGUCUAUCGCAGUGCGAGCUUCUUUGAGAACCAGACAAUGCAGCAAUUUAAACUGCAAAAGUUGCUCUUCGUCGAUGCUUCGACAUCACAGGAAUUCUACAAUCAACUGGGAAAUUAUGUGUUGAAACUUUUGCUGAUGGUCUUUGGCUUUCACGGCAUCUGUGUGACAAUUGACAUCCUUUGGCUCAACUUCAAUUGGCUCCUCACACUCUACAGCAACUGUGCCCACAAUCUCGUUGGUCUGAUGAUCAGUCUCAGUCUGUUACAAUAUGUUGUCGCCCUGCGUGGCAUCUGCCUGCUGUUGCAGCAGCUUAACUUACGGCUGGAGCAACUGCAGCCGAGUCGCAACAGCAUUUGCAUUCUGUCACCAUCCACUGCGGAGUUUGAACAUAAACUGGAGCAACUGCGUGGCAUUGUGGUUGCCUUGAACGACAUGCAUUCACAGCUCCUGGAUAGAUUUGGAGUCGUCUUUUUGGUGAGCUUUGUCAAUUCGCUUCUGAGCUUCUGCUACGAACUGUUCAAUACGUUCCGCCUAGUGGAGCAGGCUCAGUGGGAGGAAUGGGUGCUGUUUGUCUAUCGUCUGCUCUGGCUGCUGAUGCAUGGAACUCGCAUCUGGUGUGUCCUCAUUGGAAAUACUCGCAUUGCGGAGCAGAAGUGUCAGCUGUGCCUGCUGCUCAAUAAGUUUCACUUGCAGGACACGCAACAGGAGCGCGCUGUUAAUCACUUUCUGCUGCAGCUGCAGACACACGAUGCUUGCCCCUCAACAGUGUGCGGAGUGGUCGACUUGGACACCCUCGCAGUGGGCGGGUUUAUCAGCGCUUUGUCGGCCAUUGUUAUUUUCCUAAUACAAAUCGAUCUGGGCAAUAAAUCACUAAUGGGUUAUUCCUUUUAA